Oppia nitens is the source of this 1286-nucleotide messenger RNA. It is a transcript of the gene betaggt-I, whose product is annotated as geranylgeranyl transferase type-1 subunit beta-like. The record is from RefSeq and is a predicted model, not a curated record. The transcript is spliced from 6 exons. Gene Ontology annotation, molecular function: CAAX-protein geranylgeranyltransferase activity. Lineage: Eukaryota; Metazoa; Arthropoda; Arachnida; Sarcoptiformes; Oppiidae. The coding region runs from base 225 to 1280 and encodes 351 amino acids. Gene Ontology annotation, cellular component: CAAX-protein geranylgeranyltransferase complex. Gene Ontology annotation, biological process: protein geranylgeranylation.
GAUGUUAUGUCUAUAUUAUAUAAUACAUAUUAAAAACAAGGAAUCAAUUGAUUUGGUCAUCAGUUUGUCUGCUAUUAUCUGCUAUUUGUGUGUGUUUUUAUUUGAUGGUCAUCGACGGUGAAGUCAUCACUUGAUAUUAAAAGAUAGAGAAAGCUGUUGGUUGACAGUGAAAGACAGAGACACACACAAAGAGAUUGGACACAACUUUCAUAUAUAUGUGAUAUAUGGAUGUAAUAACCAAUGACCGCAACAAUGAUCAUCAAGUCUUCAUCAGACGUAAUGCCAAAUAUUUGAGACGAUGUCUUCAAGUGUUGCCUUCAUCUCACUCUUCAUUAGACAUUAGCCGUCUGACGAUAGCCUUCUUUGCCAUUUCUGGUCUCGAUUUGCUCAACAGUCUGGAUGUUAUUGAAGACGAUCGGCAAUCCAUUAUUGAUUGGAUCUAUUCGUUGCAGAUAUUGACCACAAAUUCUAAACACAUCGGCACCGGUCGCCACGGGUUUCGCGGUUCACCGACUAAUGGCAGGGAUCAUCCGUACGAUUGCGGCAAUGUGGCCAUGACCUAUUGUGCCCUAUCGUCGCUGGUCAUACUAGGCGACGAUCUUAAACGUGUGGACAAGGAAGCCAUCAUUAACGGACUCAAAGAUCACCGAUUAAGUGACGGCAGUUUUGUUCCGGUAGUCUUCGAGAAGGAGAACGACAUGCGAUUUGUCUAUUGUUGUGCAACCAUAUCAUACAUACUGAACGAUUGGUCAGCCAUUGACCGACAAAAGACGGUUUCAUUUAUAAUGAAUAGUUUUACCUACGACUGCGGCUUCGGUCAGUGUCCUGGUCUGGAAAGUCACGGCGGUUCCACGUACUGUGCGUUAGCUUCGCUGUCAUUGAUGGACGAAUUAAGCCAAUUAAGUGCCAAACAGUUAUCAUCGUUGACGAGAUGGUGUCUCUUCCGACAGGCCAACGGCUUUCAGGGCCGGCCUAACAAAGAUCCCGAUACCUGCUAUUCAUUUUGGGUCGGAGCCGCUCUCAAGCUUAUUGAUGCCUAUCAUUUGAUUAAUAUUAAACAAAAUGAAAAUUUUAUAUUAGAUACACAGGAUUUAGUUACUGGAGGUCUCGCCAAAUAUCCAGAUAACACUCCAGAUCCUAUGCAUACAUACCUCGGCUUAAGCGGUAUGGCUUUAAAUCCAACCAACAAUUACCUGUUAUCGGUUUAUGCGGCGCUCAAUAUAAGCGAUAGGGCUGUCCAACACUUAAAUAAAUUGCAUUCCGAUUGGAAAAACUCGUAAUAUUUA